This is a messenger RNA of Lytechinus pictus (painted urchin), 6308 nucleotides long. Its product is annotated as ATP-dependent Clp protease ATP-binding subunit clpX-like, mitochondrial. Lineage: Eukaryota; Metazoa; Echinodermata; Echinoidea; Temnopleuroida; Toxopneustidae. Gene Ontology annotation, cellular component: mitochondrial matrix. Gene Ontology annotation, molecular function: ATP binding; ATP hydrolysis activity; protein dimerization activity. The record is from RefSeq and is a predicted model, not a curated record. The transcript is spliced from 10 exons. The coding region runs from base 552 to 2387 and encodes 611 amino acids.
AAAACCGUGUGACGUAGCGUUACGUAUGUUAUUAUAUAUGCUGUGUGAUUUGGACGGACUGGGUGACUGGAUCUGGAACUGAGUGAAGUCGUGUGAAAAUAUACGCCAAUACUUAGGAAAACUACAAGUUCCUGUAUUUUGGGGAGCUUUUUGUAAUAUAAAGAACAUACACUCUAUUUAAAGCAGUCUCAGAAGUGAAACAUCUGUCGUGAAACCUCCUCCUUCGGCCAGUUUGAUUCAAGUUUUUUCAACUAUAUUCAGCAGUUGUUUGCACUUGACCAGGCCAACCGCCACGGCACCGAUCCGCCGAUCGCACCGGGAAGUCUGCACGGAGUUCACGUACAGCUCGGCUACGUAACUACUGAAUUCACGCACGCAUAUCUCGAUCUCGGAAUCGGGGUUAAACUAGUGAACAUUGCUCAAAAAUAGUAAUAAUCACUUUGAUUUCAAUGAAAUAAUAUAUUUAAUGAAUAAGAACUCAUGAGAUAAAUAGUAGGACAGCAACUAAAUCCCUUUGUCUUAGAAUAGAGAAGUGGAACAAGUCUUGGAAAAUGCCACCGUUAUUACGUCAGCCUGCCGCCGUGGUUCGGGUUGCCUUGUCCGGAUCAAAACGAGCACAACGCCUAAUUUCAACUUCAGUUUGCUCCAGACAUCUUAUACAAAGGAACUGCCUUAGGUCACAUCAUCUGAGUAGGUUAGCUAUUCCUGUGCAAUGCAGAGCAUUGAGUACUUCUCUACCCCAUCUCUCCACCUCGGGAGAUGAUGAUGGGUCAAAGAAUGACCCACCUCCACCAGCCAGGAGAUCAUCCAGGGGUGGAGGAAGUAGCAGCAGCAGCGGGGACGGCGGAAACAAAUCAAGCCAGCUUAGUUGUCCCAAGUGUGGUGAUCCGUGUACCCAUGUUGAAACAUUUGUCUCUUCUACACGUUUUGUAAAGUGUGAAAAGUGCCAUCAUUUCUUUGUGGUGUUGUCCGAAUCAGAUAGUAAGAAGAGUAUGAAAGAAACUGUUGCUCCUAAAUCAGAUAGACCACCUCCUCCACCACCAAAGAAGAUUUUUGAGUACUUGGACAAGUACGUUGUUGGUCAGUCACAAGCCAAGAAAGUGCUGUCAGUAGCUGUAUAUAAUCAUUACAAGAGAAUUUACAACAACAUCCCAGCACCAGCUCAAAAAAAUGGAGGAGACGCUGAGGGCAAAGGUCAGAGUGGAAACUUCACUCCCAGGGAACUCUUACAGCUCGCUGGUAUCAGCAACCAAGGCAAUGCAUUAGGAGCUUCAUCUGGUCAACAAGGAGGCCAAGGUCCAACUGAAACUGACCAUCAGCACCGAGGCAGUGAACUUCUCUACGCCAAUAUCUUUGAUUUGAAGCUGGACAAAAGCAAUAUCCUUAUGCUUGGACCAACUGGAUCAGGGAAAACCUUAUUAGCACAGACGAUAGCCACUUGUCUUGAUGUGCCCUUUGCCAUCUGUGACUGCACCACACUAACACAGGCUGGGUAUGUAGGUGAAGACAUCGAGUCUGUUAUAGCCAAACUUCUCGCUGAUGCCAACUUCAAUGUAGAAAAAGCACAACAAGGUAUAAUCUUCCUGGAUGAGGUAGAUAAGAUUGGAGCCGUCCCUGGGAUCCAUCAGCUCAGGGAUGUAGGUGGAGAAGGCGUCCAGCAGGGUCUACUGAAGCUCCUUGAAGGAACUGUUGUCAAUGUCCCUGAGAGGAGUUCAAGGAAGCUAAGAGGAGAGAGUGUCCCUGUGGAUACUACUAACAUCCUCUUCGUUGCUUCGGGUGCCUUCAAUGGACUUGAUAGGAUAAUCAGUAGGAGGAAGCAACAAAAGUACCUCGGUUUUGGUGCUCCAGCGAAUGUGAGUCCAGGCCGCCGAGCGGCUUCCAUCGCUGACCAAACCAACCAAUCAGAAGGCUCCAGUGCCAAGGAAGAUAACGAGGAGAAGGACGCAAUGCUGCGAUUGGUGGAGUCCAGGGACAUGAUUGAGUUUGGUAUGAUCCCUGAGUUUGUGGGUCGUUUCCCAAUCUUUGUCAGCCUGGGCUCGUUAGACGAGGCGAUGCUACAGCGUAUCCUGACUGAGCCGCGUAAUGCCAUCAUACCUCAAUUUGAAGCCCUCUUCAAGAUGGAUUCGUGUCAGCUAACCAUCACUGAUGAUGCCUUGAAAGCUGUCGCUCAGUUAGCCUUAGAGAGAAAGACAGGUGCACGUGGUCUUAGGUCUAUCAUGGAGAAUAUCUUGCUAGAUUCAAUGUUUGAGAUCCCAGGGUCUGACAUCGACGAGGUGAUUGUUGAUGCCGAGGUCGUCCAGGGUAGGAAGCAGCCAGAGUUCAUUCAAAAGACAACCAGACCCAUAGACUCAGCUCCACCCAUCCAAGCAGAAGCCGUCAAAGUUUGAUCAUCACUUCAAACCAAGUCAUACAUUUCCGUUAAUAUAAGUUGCCUCAAACUGAAACCUAUUUUAAACAUACAGCUAGCAUCUUGCAAAGUGCUGAAUCAACUGUAUUAUCCUCUUAUUAUAAUUAUAUAUUAUUUUAUAGCUGAAAUUACACAUUCUUUUCAUACAUUCUUCUUUGAAUUACUUUUGUGUAACAAGAUUAUAAGAAUUAAUACAUUAUGUGGAAAUCAUCUUUAAGAUUGUGUUGAUUAUUGUCUUUUCAGUGUGCUCUCAAUUUUUUAGGAAUAUCAUAUUUUCUCUUCUUCAUUUGAUGUGAGCCAAGGUUAAUGUGAUCAAUUAUGGUUUUCCCAAAAUCAAUUUGUUUUCUUAGAUUCUUCAAAAUAUGUUUAUAAAUUCCAUUUGAUUUGUUAAAAACUGUUUAUUCCCACAAUGCAUCUGGAACUACAAAGCAAGCCUAGAAUUUACAUGUAUGUAACACUAUACAGUGAGUGAUGUUAAAACCUACAUGUAAGUAGUCGUCUCAUUCAUGCUGGGACCAUUUUCCUGAGCAGAGGUCAAAAGUGAACGAUAGAUGAUUAUACCAAGGUGUACAUCUUUUGUUUAUUCAAGGCAAUUCUUGUACAAUGGCGCUUGAAAGGCUGACUACUUGCAUGGGUUUGAAUCUUCUUUACUGCCAUGCAGUGCGCCUCCUUAUGGUUUGCUUGUCUAGGAUUAGUUGUAUAUAUGUAAUUUAUUAUAUAUGAUUUUGCUUUACCUACAUGUAGGUUAAUCCAAUACUUCUUCAUGGAAGCAUUUAUGACAUGAAAUUUUAUGGGACCCCAAAGACUCUAAUAUUAAGCUUUAUACCCAUUCCCUUGUUUUUUGUCGCAAAUAGGAUAGAGCUCCUCUUAUGUUCCCGUUCAUUAAAGUGUGAGCUUUGAUUUAGCCAGUACCUCUGUCCAAUAUUUCCUAUUAACAUUUGUCCUGUAUGAUUUCCAUCAAACUACAUGUAGUUUUAUUUGUAUAUUGUGUAUAUUGUAUCCUUGCAAUUAUGCCUCUGUACAUAUCUAUAUGUAGUUCCGUGAAUAACAAGCAUGUAACUGUAUAAUUUCAUGUCCAAUUGAAUGAUAUGAUAUGUACAUAAGAUUAACUCUCAUUUAUUGACACUUUACAAACAAGGAGUUACAUUUAUUGGCUUCGCAGCAUUCAUUAGAUUUUUUUUUUCUCCUAGGAAAAAAGGUAGUUAUUCGUGUGUGAGCCGUUACAUGUAUACCUCCCUUUCCCUGCUUGUUUCAUCUAUUACUAUGUUUGGUAUUCUUAAUAAAUGAAUGUUCUUAUUUCCCAUUUCAUGAGGAUGCCCCUUUCUCAGUAAUUUACCAGUGAUGGAAUAUUUAAUCUCACUUGGGCAAAGUUGAUUGACUAGGGUCACUUUGGUUGCACAGCAUGUGUUACGGAGACUACUUUGGUAAAUUGGAAGGAAAUCGUUGUGUUUCAUUUGUAGUUAGGGAUCAGUCCUGAUAACCUAUAAAUUUUCCUAGUAUUUUUUUUUUAUUAUUCUUAAAAAAUGGAUAUUGUACAUGAAUGUUGGUUAGUGGCAAUUAUUUUCUUAUUUUUUUCUUUUUUCUUUUUUGUUAUGGGAAAUCGUGUUUAUGUCCUGAUGAUAAACGUUAUAUGUAUAAUGAAUGCUGCUGCAUAUUCAUGCAGUAUUAUGUUUUAUGUAUGAUUCUGUAUGAAAGAAUUACUGCAAUAUGCACUCGAUUUGUUUCAUGAAAUCAGGUGAUACUAUUUUUCUACACAUAAUUUUUUGUAGACAAGUUUGUAACUGAUUACAUGUCUGUUUGUAAAAAAAAGAAGAUGAGAGAAUUCAACAACAUUGCAUUUUUAAGGUUCAUAUAAUCUACGUAAAAGAGUUGACCUACCAAUACAGUGCACAUACGUAUUGCUUGAAUGGGGACUGCACUUGCUUGAUUUAUAAUAAUAAUAAUAAUAAUAAAAUUUCAUUUUUUAUGUAGUGCUCAAUACAUUAGACAACGUAUUUAGUGUGUAACAGAUGUGUUAUUACCCCAGCCAUAGGGAGUCUUUGCUUACUGGUACUCAUUGUACAUACUUUAUAGAUAUCACACAGCGAGUGUUAUAUUCCCCAGGGGAAUACAUGCAUUUAACCAAAAACAAUUUCAAUUUCUGACCUUUUUUUAUGGGAACCUUUUGGCAAAUCAAUUGGUCAUCUAAGAAAUACAGCAAAUUGUUAUUCAAAUCUCCAUAGCACAAACCAUGCAUUUCCUUGUGGUACAGGAGAAGUAGAUGUAGAAUUUUCAGGAAGUGAGGUCUAAAAAUUAUUAGAAAGAUUCUACCUCACAUUUCAUGUAUCAAAGACAGGACUAGUUUUAUAUCAAGCAUGCAGUAUUGUCCAAUUUGGGCCUUAUAACAUUCAAAGUCUGUCCCUACUUUAUGCGAAUAAUAUAAUGGGCCAUGCCCAAUAUUGGCAUCUUUAAAGAAUUUAUCUGAUUUCAAUCGCAACCACCAAUGGAAUGGGGUCAUUUUUGGAAUGCAAUGAGCUAUUGAGCAGUCAUUUGAAUUGGAAAUGGUUUUCUCAAGCUUUUUAUUUUUCAUGAUUUUGAUUUAUUCAUAGCCUUUGAAUAAAUUGAUAAAAAUUCAAAUGAUUUUACUUAUGUUUAAUGUCACUUCUGUGCAAGGAUAUACAUGUACCAUGAGAAGUUUGACGGUAUUGAUAAGUCAUGAUCCAGAAAUGUUAAGAUUAAUUCAUUUUGAUACAAUAAUUAGUAGGUAAUAGUGCAUCAUUCUAGUUGGUUUGAUUUGAUAUCUGUUAUGCAGAUCUGGUUCUUUGUCAGUCAUGAAAUUCCUGACAAUUAUGGACCUCUCUUGUUAUAGGGCAAGCAUUGAAGAAUCUAUUUUGAAGUGCCAUUAGUAUAGUUAGUAUACAUGGUGACCAUUGGCUGUAUUCUGAACCAGUUCUAACUGUAACCUCCAUAUAGAUUACGUGGUAAGAAAGUCAAAUAUAUAAAAACUGUGUUCACAUAGUAUGGUUAUGAUGUUUUCCAUGUUUUGUUUUUGAUGCUUUAACAGCAAACAGAUAGUAGUUAUUCCACACCACAUGUUUAUAGUUACGGUGCCAAAUGUAGUUAUAAGUUGAGGAUUCACUGUAGAUUCUGUGAAACAUUUGGCCGCCCUUACAUGUAGGUCAAGCACAGAUCUAAACUACAAUUUAUGUUAGACAAGUGUUCAGAAUACAGGUCUAUAUUCAUAUAAUCUGGGCCAGGUUGCAUAAAAUAUACUAUUAAAUAGUAACUUUGCUAUCCAAUGUAACUACCAUGAUAGCAGGGCCCAACAGCCAAUCAAAAUCAAGAAUUCCAUGCAAGUUACCAUUGCAUGGCAAGUAACUUUUGUGCAACAGGGGCCCUGCACCUACAUUUAUGCCUUUUAUUACCUGAUUAUUAAUUUUUAAGUGUUAUGUCUAAAACAAAUUUGAACAUCGGGUUUAUGGUAUCCCUCUGACAUUAGAUACAUUGUUUAAUUUGCUAUCCACAUCAGCACCGCCUUAUUCUAAUCAAGAGUUUUAAUUCAUUAAGAGCAGAAACUCAAGGAAACAGUCAUUGAGAAUCUAUAAAUUAGUAAAUUGAAGUGACAAUUUAAGCGUGUAAAAUGUGUAAUUGUUUUUGAUAGAUUGAGAGAUAUACCGUUUCUCUUCCUAGUAUGUUUCCAGAAAUACACAAAUUUAUAUUUUAAUCCAACUUGAAAAUUAAUGUGACAGGGCUCUCUUAUGUACAUGUUCGUAGGUUUCUAUUUGUAAUUCUCCCUUGGGUGAUGUUAUGAGAAUAGAAGCAAACAAGGUAUUGAUGACAUUUGUAUAUAUUUUACUUCUUUCAGCGAUACUGUACGGUAUAUCAUGGUAUAAUACUCUUAAUAAAAACAGAUGAAAAUUUA